UUAACUCAUAAUUAUAUAUUUUUUUUAAUAUCUUAUUAUCUAAUUGAUAAACUCAUGCUUCAUCCGUGCGUGUCUCAUCGAGAUUCGUCGAGACCACAGGGUCUCGUCGCGAAGUUUUUUUCAACCUUUUAUAUCUAACACCUCUAUACAAUAAAACACUCUUGUGUAUUUUAUUGAAUAGUGGUGGUAGAUAAAAAAGGUUUAAAAAACUUCGUGACGAGCCCCUGUGGUCGAGACUGAAAAAAAUUGACGGCAGUCUCUCAAAAUUUUGAGUCUCGACUAAUCUCGCUGAGAUUUCUAGAGUAGACAACUAGACACCGAGUAUUGAUUGAAGUGAUCAGUAGCAUGUAGCCAGUAGCAUGUGAUUAUGAUUAUAUUCAUCAGUUGCUAAUCUGGAGAUGAUAGAUAUUCUAUCAGUGAGUUAGGACCUCCAAUCUCCUGGUUUUUGUCUGGUAAUCAUGGGUCUUUUCACAAAAAGAAAAUAAUGAACACUGAAUAAAACAAACAAUUCCAAUUUUUAUACUUAUCUGGCUAAUUAGAAUUAUACGUAAACAUUGGAACUUAAAAAUGGAUUUCAUAGGACUCAAAAUAUAUUUACAUUUUUCUCAGAGACGUAUAUAUACUAACAGUAACUUGUAUGAACGUACAAUUGGGGAAUAAAAUUUUGAAAUUGAUGAAUCUUGGUCCCAAGGUACCUCCGUUUUGGAUAAAAUAUAUAUGCACCAACAAAAUUUGUACUUUCCUUUCCUUGCAUUGUAAUAAAAAAAGAGAGAAUAUUGUAAAAUCGUAACUAAAAUGCAUCGAUGUGUGGAUCCUUCAUAGAGCUGUAUUCAACUAAUAGGUAAACAUUCUAAAAGUUUCAUAGGCCCCUUGGACUCUAUAUGCUACAAAUUUGAAAGGGAAGUAUAACUUAUAGUCAUUAAAUCUUUUUAAGUACCGGUAAUUUAGCUAGUUAUCGAAAUGAAGAAAACUAAAAAUUAUUUCAGAGAGUACAUGUAUUUGCUAUAACUAGAAGUGCAGUGAUGGCCUUGAAAUUAGAUAUAUAUUGAUGGAAAUUAGACCCACUGGCUAUUACAUCAAUGAGUCAUUUGUUCAAAACCUGUGACAAAAAGAGGCUUUCGUAAAAAAUCAAUUUCUUUAUAGGUCUUUUAUGUCGGAUUUUGAUUUAACCAUUGACCUCAAUGAUUUCUCCCUUAUAUUUUGUCAUCAUUUAGAUAUAUAGUCAACAAACAUCAGAGAGUGUCGGGCAUUAUCUCACAGUUUAAUUAACUGAUGAUUUGAUGCAGAUUCUUAUUGUGUAGUACAUACUGUGUGUCUCUAGACUGGCUUUCAUCAAAGGAUAAUAUCACUAUUGACCACAGAGCUCUCUGUUUAUACUAGUGUGAGGCAGGCAUUGAUUUAUAUACUUGUAGUACUCAGCAUGCAUGGCUGCUCUGUUAAUCCCUGGUGACUGCAGUAUCUCAAGAUAUUUGGGUAGAUAUGAAUGCCUGGAGAAGAAGACAGAUUAGAGAGUACUCUCUGUGAACCUGCAUGUGUGAGGACCCAACAUGGAGAAAAGUACUUCAAAACAAGAGCCAUUCAAGGUCUUAAAGCAAAUGUCCUUGAGAAGACAUGACCUUGAGAGAUCAUCGGACAAACUGAGGCUGGACUUGGAGCACCUGCAGCAGGUCAGCAGUGAACAGGGUGACCAGAUCUCUAGCUCUCUACAGGCGCUCAGGAGGGAGCAGGAAGUCACCAACAAAUUGCUGAAUUCUGGGAACUGGACAGCUCAAGAAAUGGACUGCCAGGACAGAGGCAGAAGUACCAUGUCCUCCUCACGGCCACUGCAGAGAGAGCCGUCAAUAUUACGACAGCUAAAGACAUGGAGCACCUCUGAUGUCAUUCAAUGGCUGGAACAAAAGAGGCUCAAUAAAUUUGUUUUCCUUUUUCAACGACAUCACGUGACAGGAAGUGACUUAGCUCAACUAAAGCUAUCCUUUUUAGAUAAUUAUGAACACAUCUGUGUGUCCGAUCGAGAGGAACUUUUGUCACAGAUCUACGAACUGUUGAGAUUGGAGCAGGCAGAUGAUGAAGACCCAACACGAAUUUCAUCCCCCACAGACAGGGAAAAACUCCGACUGGCCAAGCAAAUAGCUCACGACCACACCUUCAAGAGGUCACAGAGUUCACCUGUCUGCUUCAUUCCUUCCCAGCAUUCCUCUUCCUCUUCCUCAUCGCAGUCCUCCAAUACAUCCUCACCCACACCCAAACAGAGGAAGCAGUCUGCACCGACUGAUGGACCCAGUGUCUUAAGUUCCUUGAAACCAAAAAUUGCGCCUGCAACUAGCAAAGGAACUGAGCCCAGCAGACAACAUAUAGAAUUACCAAAAGGGUUUCAUGACAAGAAAAAAUUAAAGAAAACAGCAGCCUGUACCUGGUUCGAAGCAUUGGAAGGCAAUUAUAACUCCUGUGUGUCAUGCUUCACACUACAGAAAAAGGGCGGCCAUUUUGGCAUUACCAUAGAGCCACGACCUGAUGGGCAGUUGGUGGUCAGUAAUGUGAGCCCCGACCUACAGGCAGGUGUCAGGGUCAGUGACAGGGUACUGGAAAUAAAUGGUUGUUGUUGCUUGUCCACCAAAGCAUCAUCUAUAGCAGACAUAUUGAAAUCCAGUGAUGUUAUACAAAUAGUGACAUGUAAACCUUCAGAAUACAGGUCACAAGAAGUUAGCCCAAGAGAGAAGUAUACAUCUGAUGUGAAAUGGCAGAAGUUUCGUGAUUUUUUGGUGGAUUUCAAAGAACAGGAGGUGAACAUUGAACAAAUGUUGAAAGACAUUCCUAAAGUUGAGGUCCAAAAGUGUAAAGAACAGGCAGCAUUAAGGAUGGAGCUGGAUGAAGCUCAGACCAGGAUCAAGGAGCAGCAGGCUGUGAUAGACAGAUUGACAGAGGAGAUAGACAGAUUGACAGAGGAUGUGGCAGACCAGAAAGCACUGAUUGGGAACUUGUCCAAGGAGAGGUCAAGUGCUGUGAGGGAGAGGUCCAGGGGACAGGGUAAUGAGGGAAGUAUAAAACAAGGGGAGACAGAAUACUAUAAGAUUACAAUGAAGAGUUUAAAUAUGGAAUCAGCCACCAAGCCUGCUGAGGAGAAUUACUGGUGUGUGUGUAUUCCCACUGUCAGAGAACAGAUUAUGAUGACUCUGAAAGACAUUGUGAAGGAGGCCAGCAGACAGAAAUUCUACCUGGACAGACUCAUCUCCUUGGUGAUAGAGGAGUCGCCAUGGUUACUGGACCAGGUCGAUGCCAACUUUGACGAAACCUCUAUUGACAACAAAAUGGAGGAAUUUUGUUGAAUAUUACUUAUACUUUUAAGAGACUAGGAAGCACAAAUAUGAUUAUUUUCAACACCCUUCUGUGUUAUCACUCAAUUCUUUUCCUGGUGGUUCUACAUGAUAAAGUUGGUCUGGGGAGCACAAAAAUAUACUAGUAUUCUGUAACUUACUGAUAAUAACACAGGUAUGUUCAGUCAAAAAUUUCAAAUGUAUUGUCACAUCAUGAAAUCAUAUUUAUGUACAUGUACCUCUAAGUAUAAGAAGAAGUCCAACAUAAUGUACGUAAAAUAAGUGAUUUAUUACCGUUAUCUGUCAUUGUAAAUGAUAAUACAAAUCAAGCUAAUUUGAUGUCAUAUGAUUAUGAAAUGAUGUUGUUGAUUUUUGUUAACUGAUUUUAAAUUAAUGUCUUUAAGUUUUUGUCAGGGUUUAGUUCAGUGUCUUUGUAUGCUUAAAGAUUUUUAAGUGUUCAAAAUAAUUGCAAUAUUUCAGAUCUGAAUUUUUAAAAUGUUUUUAUUUUUAUGAUGUUUUAUUUUUACCUAUAAAGCUUUAAAACAGU
Molecule: messenger RNA, 3861 nt
Organism: Magallana angulata
Lineage: Eukaryota; Metazoa; Mollusca; Bivalvia; Ostreida; Ostreidae
Exons: 15
Coding region: 1548-3326 (592 amino acids)
Molecular function (GO): protein binding
Source: RefSeq, a predicted model, not a curated record